This is a messenger RNA of Epithele typhae, 1272 nucleotides long. Its product is annotated as guanine-N-1-methyltransferase. The transcript is spliced from 10 exons. Gene Ontology annotation, cellular component: cytoplasm; mitochondrial matrix. Gene Ontology annotation, biological process: tRNA N1-guanine methylation; mitochondrial tRNA methylation. NCBI's taxonomy places the organism in Eukaryota, Fungi, Basidiomycota, Agaricomycetes, Polyporales, Epitheliaceae. The record is from RefSeq and is a predicted model, not a curated record. The coding region runs from base 1 to 1272 and encodes 423 amino acids.
AUGCCCAAGGGAAUCGGCGAGCUCCUUACGCUUCCUGCAGGUGCUGGACUUGGUCUCAAGGAUGGCGCGCUCGACAAGUCUGCAUUCCGCAAGGUUAUCCCCGUGCUCGCAGCAAAAACGGCUCCGGAGACCGCAGGAACGUUGCUCAAAGCUCCCGCGCUCAGAGGAACCCUCAUCAAUGUCCCGAAGGUGAAGAGCGUCGUGCAGAACCCCAUCGGAGAGCGUUUAGUUCUGCUCAGAUACUCGGACCGAGCUGAUCUACCCCCAGUCGCCCUUGACUUCCUGCAGGAGCGAGCAGUCGACCUUGUCACCCAUGAAUUGACCUUUGGCUAUGAUUACUGGAGUACUGGUGCUUGUGCAGACGAUGUGGUCCAAGCAAUUCUUCCUCAAGAGCUGCUGGAGGGUGCCCCUUCUGGGUUUGCUGCUGUGGGGCAUAUAGCCCAUCUCAACAUGCGGCCGGAGUACUUGCCUUACAAGUAUCUGAUCGGCCAGAUCAUCAUCGACAAAAACCCAAAAAUCCGCACGGUUGUGAACAAACUGGAUAGCAUCAGCGCCGAGUUUCGCGUGUUUGACAUGGAGUUGCUGGCAGGAGACCCAGAGUUCAUGGUGACUCAGAUGGAGAACGAGUGCCGCUUCACCUUUGAUUUCCGAGAAGUGUACUGGAACACGCGCCUGCACACGGAGCACGAGCGACUCAUUGACCAAUUCGACCGCAACGACUUGGUAGCUGACGUCUUCGCGGGAGUCGGACCGUUCGCUGUGCCUGCUGCGAAGAAAGGAUGCGCGGUGCUGGCCAAUGACCUCAACCCGGCUAGCUUCAAAUAUCUCACGCAAAACAUCACCGAUAACAAGGUCGACGCACGGAUCAGGGCUUUCUGCGAGGACGGACGGGAGUUGCGCGCAGAGAACCUCCCGCUGCCCUCCGCUGGACCCGUACGGUCGCACAUCGACCACUUUGUCAUGAACCUGCCGGACACGGCGAUCUUGUUCCUGGACGCAUUCCGCGGGGUGCUGAGCGCAGAAAACCGUGGGGACCGGAACUUGAGCGGCGUUUAUACGGAAGAGCGCAUGCCCAUCGUCCACUGCCACUGUUUCACACGUGAGCGGGAGCGUGCGGCAGCAGUCGUGGACAUCCGCCAGCGCGCGGAAGAGAAGCUUGGGGCAAGUAUAGGAGAAGACGCGACGUUCCACUGCGUGCGAACGGUGGCCCCGCAAAAGGACAUGUACUGCGUCAGCUUCAAGCUUCCGCACGCGGUUGCCUUUGCGGAGUAG